CUAAAUACUAGGGGAAGUUCUUGGUACUUGAGAUAAUUUCCAGCGUCAAUAUAUACCCCUGGUACUAACAUGAAGUUUAGUGUGUAAGGACUUGUUUGUUUGAUUAGUGAAAAGAUGAAGGUUGCUGCAGAAGGCUGCAACUUGCUGUUGUUCAUUACCUCUUACCUUUUACUGAUCUCAGGGCUUGGUGUCCAUUCUUUGUCUUAUGAUCAUUCUGCUACCACAAAGGCAAUAACACUUUCCUUACCAAUAGUUUCAUCAGUUAAUACACAAACUUAUUUGUGUUGCCAUUGCUUUGAAAACAAGCAGUGUUUGGCAGAACCUCGGAGAGCACAGUAUGGAGGAGGCAUUAUAGUAAAUCCAGGAUUUGAUCACAACAUAGAGGGUUGGACAGCAUUUGGAAAUGGAGCAAUCAAGGAGGUAAUGUCGAAUGGAGGCAAUAGAUUCAUUGUUGCUCACAACAGAACACAACCAUUAGAUAGUUUCUCUCAGAAGGUCCAACUUAAGAAAGGAAUGCUGUACACCUUUUCUGCUUGGCUUCAGGUCAGUGAAGGAAGUGACACUGUGUCGGUUAUGUUUAAAACAAAAAGAAAUGAAAUGGUACGAGGUGGCCAAGUGAUAGCAAAGCAUGGAUGCUGGACCCUUCUAAAAGGCGGCAUAGCUGCAAACUUUUCAAGCCCUGUUGAAAUUCUUUUUGAGAGCAAGAAUUCAGCUGAGGAAAUAUGGGCAGACAAUAUCUCUUUACAACCAUUCACUAAAAAGCAGUGGAGAUCACUACAAGACGCCAGCAUUGAGAGGGUACGUAAGAGGAGGGUGAGAUUCCAGAUAACUCAUGUAAACGAAACAGCAUUGAAAGGAGCUAAAGUCAUCACCAGACCAAUAAAGCUGAACUUCCCAUUUGGAUGUGGAAUGAACCAUUAUAUCCUCACAAACGAAGAUUACCAGAGUUGGUUUGUGUCAAGGUUCAAAUUCACAACUUUCACCAAUGAGAUGAAGUGGUAUAGUACAGAGAAAAAGCAAGGCGAGGAAAACUACACUAUUGCCGACGCCAUGCUGAAAUUUACCCAAGAGAAUGACAUUUCUGUGAGAGGUCAUAACAUUUUCUGGGAUGAUCCAAAAUAUCAGCCUGAUUGGGUUAGGACCCUAUCACCUGCGGAUUUAACGAAAGCAGCAGCAAAAAGAAUGAAAUCUGUGGUUUCAAGAUACAAAGGAGAACUGAUUGCAUGGGAUGUGAUGAAUGAGAACCUCCAUUUCCACUUUUACGAGGACAAAUUCGGUGAAAAUGCCUCUGCAGUAGCAUAUGCAACAGCUUAUGAGCUUGAUCCAGAGCCAAAGUUGUUCCUGAAUGAGUUUAACACCAUUGAAUAUAGUGGGGAUGAGGCUUCCAACCCAGCCAAAUAUAUAAAGAAACUUAAGGAGAUUCUGUCAUUUCCAGGAGUUUCUGGAAUGUCAGCAGCAAUAGGGUUGCAAGGCCAUUUUGCUAGUGGCCAGCCAAAUCUUGCAUAUAUGAGGUCAGGUCUUGAUCUUCUUGCUACAACUGGACUUCCAAUAUGGCUCACAGAAGCAAGUGUGGAUCCACAACCAAGUCAGGCAGAGUACUUGGAAGAGGUACUAAGAGAGGCUUAUUCUCAUCCUGCUGUUGAAGGGAUUAUAAUGUUUUCUGGUCCAGCACAAGCUGGUUUCAACGCCACGACGCUAGCCGAUGAGACUUUCAAAAAUACUGCUGCUGGAGAUGUUGUGGACAAGCUGAUUCAAGAGUGGGGAACUGGGCCUAAUAUUGCCACAGCAGAUAGCAGAGGAAUUGUGGAUAUUUCACUGCACCAUGGAGAUUAUGAUGUAACUGUUACACAUCCUCUAAUCCACUCCCCUAUAACGCUGAAUCUAAGUGUAAAGAAAGAUUUUUCACUAGAAACCAUUCAUGUGAAAAUGCAUGCAUAAAAUGUUAUACUUCUGUUGAAGCAAGCCGUCAUUGAUUGCAUAUGUAAAUUUGAAUGAUUGUAAUAAAAUGGCUUGCAGCAUUGUGGUUGAUUA
Messenger RNA from Glycine soja, 2031 nucleotides. Its product is annotated as endo-1,4-beta-xylanase 5-like. Lineage: Eukaryota; Viridiplantae; Streptophyta; Magnoliopsida; Fabales; Fabaceae. The record is from RefSeq and is a predicted model, not a curated record. The coding region runs from base 115 to 1938 and encodes 607 amino acids. Gene Ontology annotation, biological process: carbohydrate metabolic process. The transcript is spliced from 7 exons. Gene Ontology annotation, molecular function: hydrolase activity, hydrolyzing O-glycosyl compounds.